Myxozyma melibiosi is the source of this 1035-nucleotide messenger RNA. Its product is annotated as V0 complex, c/d subunit of ATPase. Gene Ontology annotation, molecular function: proton-transporting ATPase activity, rotational mechanism. The transcript has 5 exons. The record is from RefSeq and is a predicted model, not a curated record. Gene Ontology annotation, biological process: proton transmembrane transport; vacuolar transport; vacuolar acidification. Gene Ontology annotation, cellular component: vacuolar proton-transporting V-type ATPase complex; fungal-type vacuole membrane; proton-transporting V-type ATPase, V0 domain. The coding region runs from base 1 to 1035 and encodes 344 amino acids. Lineage: Eukaryota; Fungi; Ascomycota; Lipomycetes; Lipomycetales; Lipomycetaceae.
AUGGAGGGUGUAUUUUUCAACAACGAUAACGGUUACAUCGAGGGAAUUGUUCGCGGUUAUCGCUCCGCGCUUCUCACCGGUGCCAACUAUGCCAACUUGACUCAAUGCGACACUCUUGAAGAUUUGAAGUUGCAGCUUUCUGCCACCGACUACGGUAACUUCUUAGCCAACGUUCCGGGCUCAUUAUCUACCUCAAUCAUUGCUGAGAAGGCCAAUGAGAAGCUUAUAGAGGAGUUCCGCUACAUCCAAAAGCAAGCUGUCCAGCCGCUUAGCAAAUUUAUGGACUACAUCACAUAUGCGUACAUGAUUGACAAUGUUGCUUUAUUAAUCACUGGAACUCUUCAUGAACGCGAUACGCACGAGCUUCUGGAGAGAUGUAACCCUCUUGGAUGGUUCGAAUCUCUCCCUGCUCUCUGUGUGGCCACCAAUGUCGAAGAGCUAUACAACACUGUCUUGAUUGACACUCCUCUUGCGCCCUACUUCAAAGAUUGUCUGUCGGCUGCAGACUUGGAUGACCUUAACAUCGAGAUUAUCCGAAACACGCUUUACCGGGCUUACUUGGAAGACUUUUACGCUUUCUGCAAAAACUUGCCCAACCCCUCCAACGAAAUCAUGAGCGCCCUGUUGGACUUCGAGGCUGACCGUCGUGUCAUCAAUAUCAGUCUUAACUCUUUCGGCACAGAAAUUACUCGUGAGGAACGUUUGCAGCUCUCGCCCAAGUUUGGCAAGCUGUACUCCGCGGGAACUGAGGCCCUUGCGUCCGCAGACGAUAUCGAGCAGGUUCGUUUGACGGUUGAGUCUGUCGGUGACUACAAGGGAUUUUUCGAUACGUCGAACAACAAGUCGCUGGAGGACCACUUCUAUCUCCGCGAGAUGGAGUUGUGCAGAAAUGCAUUCACCCAGCAGUUCACCUAUAGUGCCAUCUGGGCGUGGGUUAAGGCGAAGGAGCAGGAAAUCCGAAACAUCACAUGGAUUGCUGAAUGCAUUGCCCAAAACCAAAAGGAAAGAAUCCAGAACUAUAUCUCCGUGUUUUAG